AAAAACUAGUAUACAUAUUACUAUAAAAUGUAAUGCAAAAAUUAAAAUUAUUCAUCUUAAAGAAACUGAAAUAAUUCAAUUUGAAUAUUACAAAAAUAUACUUAAUUAUAUAUAUACAAUUGAAGAUAUUAAUAAAUUAAAAUAUCCUGAAAUUAUUAGACAAAUUGUAACUGAUAAAGCAUGUAAAUCCUAUUCACCAAUAGCUAUUGUUAUUACUGUAAAAGAGUUUGCUAAAAAAGAAGAUCUAAUUAGUAUUGCUCAAUAUUUAUAUAGAAAAGAAGUUACAAAUAUUUAA
Cetraspora pellucida is the source of this 295-nucleotide messenger RNA. Lineage: Eukaryota; Fungi; Glomeromycota; Glomeromycetes; Diversisporales; Gigasporaceae. The record is from the annotation of a GenBank genome assembly.